Molecule: messenger RNA, 2040 nt
Organism: Austrofundulus limnaeus
Lineage: Eukaryota; Metazoa; Chordata; Actinopteri; Cyprinodontiformes; Rivulidae
Gene: ywhaz
Product: tyrosine 3-monooxygenase/tryptophan 5-monooxygenase activation protein, zeta polypeptide
Exons: 5
Coding region: 35-778 (247 amino acids)
Source: RefSeq, a predicted model, not a curated record
UCUGGCACUUCCUUCCUCAGCCCACACAGAAGCCAUGGUGGACAAGACGGACCUGGUUCAGAAAGCCAAGCUGGCCGAGCAGGCGGAGCGCUACGACGACAUGGCCGCGGCCAUGAAGGAGGUCACAGARGAGGGCUCGGAGCUCAACAACGAGGAGCGCAACCUGCUCUCCGUUGCCUACAAGAACGUGGUGGGGGCCAGGAGGUCCGCGUGGAGGGUGAUGUCCAGCAUAGAGCAGAAGACGGACAACCCCAAGACCACGCUGGCUAAGGAAUACAGAAUAAGCAUUGAGAAGGAGCUGAAUGACAUCUGCAAAGAUGUUUUGGAACUGCUUGAUAAACAUCUCAUUCCUAAAGCGACACCUGCUGACAGUAAAGUCUUCUACCUGAAGAUGAAGGGAGACUACUACCGCUACCUGGCUGAGGUGGCAACCGGGGAGGACAAGGAGGCCAUCAUCAACAACUCACAAGAUGCCUACCAGAAGGCGUUGGAUAUCAGCAUCAAAGAAAUGCAGCCCACACAUCCCAUCCGUCUAGGCCUCGCCCUGAACUUCUCCGUCUUCUACUACGAGAUCGUCAACUCGCCUGACAAAGCCUGCCAACUGGCCAAAUCGGCCUUUGAUGAAGCCAUAGGCAUGCUGGACUCCCUCAACAGCGACUCUUACAAAGACAGCACCUUGAUCAUGCAGCUGCUCCGUGACAAUCUGACACUGUGGAUGUCAGAUACACAGGGAGAGGGUGAAGGAGAAGAGACGGAGCAGCCUGCUGAGAAGAACUGAACUUCAGAAAACAGAAGAGAGAACGACACAUUUUUUACCUCUCACCAGCCUAAGUUGUGCGCGUGGUUGUGUGCACGCAUACACGCACAGUUUACACUUCACUCACAAUGUGUAAAGUACAGUGUGUGUGUGUGUGCAGAUGCAUCGAWGUGCGUGUGUUUUGUGUGGUAACUGUACGAGCAUGUCGACAGAGGACAAGAAUGGAAUAUAUUUGCUUUUCUUCUGAACAUUGUGUGACUUUUUGUUUCGUUUUGUUUGCUUUAGUCCAGACGAGAUCCCUCCUUUACAUCCGCCCCAUGAUGUUUAACAUUAUUCUGUGUAGCAAACUCCUGCUGCGGCAGGAAAACAAACCAACCUCUUAACUGUCUCUUCAGACAAUUUCUUAUGUUUUUACUUGAACUGAACAUUUACCAUGUUUGCGACACUUUGUUCCGGUUUCUUUGAGCGGUCCGUCUGACAGCAGCAGUGAAUAUAAACUGAUGGAAGGUUUCGUUGAAGCUCUGUCUCCAUAGUGCUCGUAUCUAUCCUGCCCUGUCAGUGUCCAGUGUAGCAGGUAGUGUUUUUUAUGGAUGGUACAUGCGUCAAUUCGAUGGGUUGUACGUCUUUUUCCAUCAGUGUUUCCUUGUGAAUGACCACUUACAAUUAGGUUGAUUUUUCUUUUUUUUUGUUGAGAGGAUUAUAUUCUACAGUGACUAUAAUUUCCUGCAGUGUUUCRUACCACAUAAGUUAAAAGCAGCCUAAAAUAACAUGAACUUGAUUAAAAACUAAAAUGGCUCGAUACUGUAACUUUUUUGAUAUUUUAUCUCUUCAGCAGCGCAGAGRAUACUUUUGCCAUGUGGCUUUCUACUCUUUUUCUAUUUGGGUAUUUUUUUGUAUUUUUUCUUCAUUUUGUUCCCUUUUUUGAAUUUGACUCCUGGAAUGUAUGUGAUUCUCAGUAGUAUGGUGUGAGGGUUAGACAUUAUAAACAGGCGGUUUUUGGCUUAGGAUUAACCUUAACCUGGUGUCUUAAAGUAAUUUAUCCUUUUUUUAGUGCAUCAUGAAAAGAUGAACUAAACCAUGUGAACUUAAAUAUAUAGUGAUUAUUGAAGUAACUUGGUAGAAAGCUUCAUUAAAGCCAUUUUGUAGUCACAAAGUAGUGCCAGUUUCUUCUAAUUACAGUACCUUGUUUUUUAAAAGGUUGGGAUUCAGAAUUUACAAACAUUUUGAGUGCAUUAUUUGGUUAUGUGCUUUCAUGUAAGUGGAAUUAAAAUGUUCAAACUUAA